Molecule: messenger RNA, 2772 nt
Organism: Paramormyrops kingsleyae
Lineage: Eukaryota; Metazoa; Chordata; Actinopteri; Osteoglossiformes; Mormyridae
Product: calpain-5-like
Biological process (GO): proteolysis
Cellular component (GO): cytoplasm
Molecular function (GO): calcium-dependent cysteine-type endopeptidase activity
Source: RefSeq, a predicted model, not a curated record
AGGGCGGGCCCAGAUGCAAAGGCAGAGAUAAUUCUCCCUGCACUGGCUGAGCGGGGCAAGGUUAGAAGGCAAGACGGCGGAGUGGACUGCUGCAGAGUGGGCGAAACCUCAGCCCGCUUCCCGGGAGACCACUUCUUCUUUGUCACAGUGGCCGUAAUACACACGUGCAAUUACAAAGCAGAAGAUACCGGAACUUCCCACGCCGAUUCUCCUCUGCAGCCGAUCAAACCUCAGACAAAAUGUCCUCAUCGGCCAUUCCGUUCAGAGGCCAGAAGUACUCUGAGCUGAAGCAGGCUUGCAUAAAAGAUCAGAAGUGGUUUGAGGAUCCAGAAUUCCCAGCUUCAAAAAAAUCCCUCUUCUGCAAAGGAUCACCGCCAGGAGUCGUGGUGUGGAAGCGGCCAGGGGAAAUCUGUGAGAAGCCUCGACUCUUUGUAGAAGGAAUCAGCUCCCACGACCUGAACCAGGGCAUGCUGGGUAACUGCUGGUUUGUUGCUGCAUGUUCCUGCUUGGCAAUCAAACCACAUCUGUGGAAGAAGGUGAUUCCUGAUUGGAAAGGGCAGGAGUGGAACCCGAAGCUUCCCCAGAACUAUGCUGGCAUCUUCCACUUCCAGUUCUGGAUCUUCGGCGAGUGGCUGGACGUGGUGGUAGAUGAUCGGCUGCCCACCAUCGAUGGAAAGCUUGUGUACUGUCACUCCACCAGCAAGAAUGAGUUCUGGAGCGCCCUGCUGGAGAAAGCUUACGCCAAGCUCUUCCUGUGCUACGAGAACCUGGACGGCGGGCUGGCAGCUGACGCGGUGAUGGACUUCUGCGGCGCCAUGUCCGAAUUCAUCGACCUGAAGGCCAGGAAGUACCGAUCUGAUGUGGCCCAAGACACGCUCUUCCAGUACCUGAGCAAAGUGCACAACAGGGAUGGAAUCAUCAGUUCCUCUAUCAGGGCAUCCCAGUCGGAGAGAGAGGCCCGCAUGAACUGCGGCCUGGUCAAAGGUCACGCCUACGGGCUCACGGGGUUAAGGAGGACACAGCUGGGCAAGCAGAAGUUCCUCAUGGUCCGCCUGCGGAACCCCUGGGGGAAUACGGAGUGGACGGGCGCCUGGUGUGACGGCUCCCAAGAAUGGCAGAGAGUGGGAAGCAAGGAGAGGAAGAUGAUGAACCUCACUGUGAAGGACGACGGGGAGUUCUGGAUGGCGUUUAGCGACUGGUGCAGGUAUUUCAUGGAUGCAGACGUGUGCCAUGUGAUCAGCACCGCACCAGAGGCCAUGGGGAAGACCAUGCACACAGGGAAGUGGACCAAGGACAGGGGGGCCAAGCUGAAUCGCAGCGGGGGAAACUUAAACAACGAGAAGACCUUCUUACAGAACCCGCAGUACCUCUUUGAUGUAGUGAGAGAGGAGGAAGAAGUUCUGAUUGACCUGAUUCAGCGAGACAUGAGAAUGCAGAAGGUGUUCGGGCAAGAGGAGAACCUGGCGAUUGGCUUCAGUGUCAUGAAGGUUGAAAAUCUCAGGGAGAGUCGAGUCAACACCCUGAAGACAGAGCGGAUCGUGGCUACGUCUGAGUACAUCCUUUCUCGCUCUGUUUUCAUGCGUGAAACCUUCCGCAAGGGGAGUUAUGUCGUCAUUCCCACAACGUUUUCCCCUGGGCAGCUGGGAGACUUCAUAAUCAGAAUCGUCACGGAGGAGGAUUCCGGCUGCAGGGAGCUGACAGAUUAAAAAGCCAGGAGAAAAUACCCCCCCCCCCAAAAAAAAAAAAAUCCAGGAGCUGGUUGGAGUAUCAGGAUCAGGAUCAGGAUUCCACAAGGAUAUAAUGUGUUACAUUUAUGAGGGAGUGUAUGAGUGUGUGUUCAAAUUAUCAGUUUGAAUACAUCACACUAGGACAUAUUCAUUUGAAACCAUUUGAAAUUUCAAAUUGAAAUCUAUGUCAUUUAGACAGACAGGUUUUUUAUUGUGAAAUUUUUAUGCUGUAUCAUGAACAUUUAACAAUCAGACAAGCAAAUCCGCUUCUUUCCGUGCCUUUACACUUGUAAAGAAAGUGCCCGAACGUGCCACUGCAGAUCUUUACACCAAUUAUGGGAAUGUUGUUUACGACUGAGUCUCUGCAAGGGUGUAGACUUGGGUACUGUUGGCAGAAACAUCUCACUACCAAUAUAGUGGAAGUGCCGUGAUUUUUUUUAAGGGGGGUGGGGGGGUCAGGGCUGAGCGUAGAAAGCAGUCAUAUGGUAACCCUCCGUAUGUUACAAAACAUUUUGUUUUGCAUGUUGAAACAUUUCACAGCUGACUGAAGUAGUACUUAUAAAGUAACUUGUAACACUAUAGAAUUAUUCUGGGGUGUGGAAUAGCACAAUAAUAUCAUAAUAUUGCCCUUACAUUUUCUGAAGUUCAUGAAAUUAUUUUGGGAAAAGGUAUGUUUUCAUAAGUGUUUUUAAUCAACACAAUCAUAGGCCAUAUGAUACUAGUACACUUAAGUUUUUUAAUCAUAAGUCUUAGUAGGAUAGAGCAUAUUUGUUUAGCAUAUUUACUCAAAUAAUCCAGUUCUUUCUGUCAUACUCUGUUCUGAAGCUUGUGGUUGUAUAUUAUCCACACAUAUCAUUGCCUUCUGCUGUUUCCCGGAGACCAUGCUUUCUGCACAUAAUUAAAUAACUUCAGCGGAGCUGCCGAUUGAAAGGUUUGCUUUAAUUCACCUUGGCGUUAAUGUCUAAUUGUUACAUGUUCUUGUCAAAUUGAAUUUUGAGGGAGAAAAUGGAGGGAAAAUUAUUUUAAUAAAUUGUCAUUUAAAUUA